This is a messenger RNA of Trichosurus vulpecula (common brushtail), 5646 nucleotides long. RefSeq names its product chromosome 6 C4orf50 homolog (gene C6H4orf50). The record is from RefSeq and is a predicted model, not a curated record. The coding region runs from base 1 to 5646 and encodes 1881 amino acids. The transcript has 19 exons. Lineage: Eukaryota; Metazoa; Chordata; Mammalia; Diprotodontia; Phalangeridae.
AUGGAUGCUUCAGCUCAUGGAGGGAAGGAAAGAAAGUUCCAUUAUCAUGUCAAACCACCAACUGAAGACAAAUUUGACAGUAUGAAUCUUAAUGUUAAAAUUGACACUUCCUGGGUCUUCCAGGAAGCAGAAGAUGCUGAUGAUGCACAUGGUGGUCUUUCUGAAGAAGAAGCAAAGAGCAGUGAAGAAGAUGCUGGAAAUCUUAGAAAACAGCUAGAAACCUCAGAGCAAAGGCUGAGAACAGCUGUUGAGAAGCAUGUGAGGUCAGAGUCCCGGCUUAGAAACAGGAUUGAAGAGCUGGAGUGGUCAGAGCAGAAGCUUCUUCAAAGGGUAGGUCAGCUGAACGCUCAAAUGUACCAAGAAGAAAAUGCCUAUCUUCAAGCUAAAGAGAAACUUGAGGAGAUUCAGGAAGAACUGACAGAUCUGGUAGAAGAAACUGAAAGAGCUCGCAGGGUACAAAGAGAAAAACUUCAGAAGUUUCAGGACCAGUUGCACAGGAAAGAUGAAGAACUGCAGAGCCUCCUUACAUCCUUUGAACACUAUAAGCAGAACCAAAGGCAGCAAAUGGCUGUGGUGAGAGAGCAGGAAGGCUUCCUCAAGGGCCAGGUGCUUCGACUGGAGGAGGAAGCCCAACACCUCCGGGAGGCCACAGCUUCCCUGAUGGCGGAGCUUGAGGCAGGGGGGAGCCACGGCUUGGAUUCCCAAUUAGAGAACCCAUUGGAAACAAGCAGAUCACAGCCUUGGUGCAUUGGGGAAGAUCUGGCUGAGCUCCGGGCUUUCUUAGAAGUGGGUGAGCUUCAGGCUCGGAGACAACUGGCCUCUCUACAACAGAGCCUAAUGGCACUGCUUGCUAAGGAGGAGAGCAACAACCAAGAGAAGGAGGAAAUCCUACGCCAACUCCAAGAGCACCGGGACACCGUGCUCCACCUGCUCGUGAACAAGCUGGAGGAUUUCCGAGCUCUGGGGCCAGAGCUGCCAAGGGAAGAGCUCAAAGAGCAAAAUAACAGCCUGCAAGAUGAUCUAGGAGCCAAGGAAGCUGAAGACUUGACUAAAACCAAAGACUCUGAAGUUCUGUUCUCUUCAGCAUCACAGACACAGAGCAAGCCCUCAUUUUUUCAGGACGAAUUGCUACCCCUCAAAUGGGAGGCGGCUCUUGAUCCCAGUAGAAACAAAGCCUGUCAGACACCAUUUGUCAUUGAAAAUGCCAAGGGAUCUUGUGCUGUUGCAGGUCUUCCAGCUGAGCAAGACUGUGAUUGGGGCUCAUUUGGAGGCAUGAAAGGAUCGCCAGCCUUGCUGCCCACCUUGGAUAACUUGGAUGAACUUGAAGAAAUCAAGAUAUCUGACAGUGAACAGGGUUGUUCGGGUGUGCCCACCUCAGAUCCACAGACGGUCCUUUUCUUUUUUUGUGGAUCUUCCUCAGGCCAGUUUAAUGAUGAUCAUCUGUUCCCUUUUGACCAUCGCAGCUUUUCAAUAGCAACUCCAGAGCCACAAAAUAAAGAGUCAUUUCCUUUCUUGGAGAAAUCCAUGAUUCCUUUGUUAAUGCCCAUGGUUGUCCCUCCUGCUCCUGGAAGUCUUACAGUUCUAAAAGAUUCUUUCCAAGAAGAACUUCCUCAGAGCCAUGUAACUCAUGGUCUCCAAUCCAUGCAUAUCCCCCAAGUCCUGCAGGAGACAAGGUGGAAUCCUGAUGACACCCAGUACAGUGCUGAUAAUCCACAACCUCUUUUGAGAAAUGGUGUUUCCAGAAAAUGCACAGGAAUGGCUGAGGAGGCUCUUGACCAAAGAGUAGGAGCUAGAGAACUUGAAUUAGAAGAAAAGCAAGGAAAGUGGUUAAAAAGCCUGGAUGUAUUUCCACAAAAUGGAACAAAGACAAAGGAAAUCUUGGAGUGGGACUUCAGUGAUGGAAGCAUUCUAGCUAAUGGUGCAAAAUGUUCCAAACAUGUGGAAGAAGAGAAAGAAAAAAAUCAGUUCCAGAAAACCAGCUGCUACCCUGAGCAAAGACAGAGAAUUCAAAUUUCAGUGCCACAGCAUGAGGCAGAGACUCAAGGGGAAGGACUGUAUCUCUUGGAAGGAGAGAUGAAAGUAAAGGCAAAUGUUUGGGCUCUUCAAAAGCAAACACAGGAAAAGAGCCAAGAAGGUAGUUCUCCAGAGGAGUGUGGGAAUCUCACAGUAGUAGCUGGAAGGAACCAAGAAUAUUUGCCAAAGAAUGCCAAUGUACUUGAAGAGAAAGUAAUAGGACUUGGGGAAAAAUCCAGGCCAAAUGAAGAAAAACAAAUAGGGCUCCAAAAUAUUGAAGCCUGGGAAGAAAAAGAUAAGUUGUUCGAAAUGGAAAAGAAGAGAGGAAUAUCCCAUCAAGAAACAGCAGAUCUAGGGAAUGAUAGUUAUGGCCAAUGUAUCCAGAAAAGAAAUGCUUUUGAAAAAGAAAAGGACAAGUUUUUCUCAGAGGAACAGGGAUGUUCUCAAUUCAGUAGGAAAUCAUCAUUGCCAGAUGAAUCUUGUGAGAAUGAAAUAUUGGCUACAGACAUAGGGAACAGCAGAUAUUUUCUUAAAAUUAAUGAACUAGAGAAGGAGGUAAAGAAGCAUUUCCAGGAAAUCUUUGCUUUGGAGGAAGAAAAUGAGAGUUAUCGACAGAAAAUGAAACAGUUAGAAGAAGAAAACUGGAGGUACUCCCAACAGUUGCAAUCCUUAGAGGUGGAGGUGAAUGUUGAUACUCAUACAGCCUCAGCAGAUGCAGAUGGUGGAACAGAUGUUGAUUCUUCAGAAAUAUUAGAAGACAGGACAAAGGGAGAAGUUGUUGAGAGUAUGAAACUUAAAAGGGGCAGGGAAAUUAGAACAAUAUUUGCUCUAGAGAGGAAAAAUGAAACUCAUUCUAAGAAAUUGCCUGAUUUGAAUGAAAUGAUUCUAAAUUCUCAAUUGGCCAUUUUUUUGAACAGCUUUCCCCUAAAAACUGAAGCACGAGAAAGCAUGAAUAGGUUUUUCCACCUGAUUUCUGAUAUACAGAAAGAGCAAAAUCAAGUUUUCCUUGAAAUAACCAAAUUACACAGAGAUCAUGAAAUAUGUAAUAAUAAAACAUAUGCUUUAGAAAAAGAAAAAGAGAGGAAUCUGAAAAGGAUAGCUGAGCUUGAAAAAGAUAAGGUCAAUUUGCUAGAAAACUUAUCUCAGCUAAGAACUGAACUAGAACAAUACUUGCAGGUAAUUUCAGACCUUGAAGACUGCAAUGGGAAAAGUUAUGAUAAAAUUUCUGACCUGCAGGAGGAAAAUAUGGCACUGAAGAAGAAGGUGGACAAUAUGCAGAAAGCAAUGGCAGAGAACAUUAGGGAAGCACAGGAAGUGACUGAGCAGAUUACACAAGAAAACCGAGAGCUCAAGGCCUUGAUAGCUGACCUUGGCAUUGGUUACAAAGAUCUAAUCAAAGAUCUGGUGCCGGGAAUACAAGACACGAUGCAAAGCCUGAAGGAAGAAAAUGAACAACUUCUCCACAAGAUACAUGUUAUGGAAGGGAAGGCCACACAGGAAACAAAUGGUAUCAAACAAAUAACCAAAGAGAAUGAGCAACUAAGGGAACAAAUCCAGAAGCUGUUGGACAAAGCAAGGAUGGUAGACCAAGGAAUUCAGGUAACUGACCCCUCAGGCCAGCCAACAACAGACGAAGGAUUGCCUUUGGAGGAAGUGUCUGUUUUCGCUAAAGGACAAAAGCGAUACCCCAUUUGCGGUGAAAUGUAUCAGCUCCCCAUGGACUAUAAAAGACUGAAUUCAUUUUUAGUGAAGGAGAACCCUGAGGUUUCCACUGUCACUCAAGAUCCAUCUAAGGAGUGGGAAAAGAAAAGGGUAGAUUUUGAAAAAAAGAAAAAAAGGAAGAGUUUGUCUGAAUUCCACAAUCGAGGACAUGAAUCACUAGCCAGUUCUUCUCAGCACCAGGAUUUCGAGAACAUCACUCCAGAAGAAGAAUCCAAGACCAGCAGUAAGCUCCUACACCACCAGGUAUUAACCCUGAGGUCCCAGCUCAGAGAUCAGGCUGCCUUAUACAAUGAACUUCAGGCAUCUCAAAGUGAAACUCGGUACCUUCAGGGCCAGCUGAGAGAAAAGAUUGAAGAGCUCAGAAGGAGGAAAAAUGAAGUGAACUUGGCUGUGACACCUCUCAAGGCAAAAGUGGCUUCUCUGGUUCAGAAAUGUCGGGACAGAAACAACUUGGUCACCCAGCUGGUACAGGAACUGCACAGACAUGGGAUUGAGAACCUGCAGCUCUCACAGGCAGCAAGGGCUUUGGUGGAUGAUGUUGCUGUGGCCACUUAUGCAUCUACCUUCAUGUCUUCUGACCCCAGAGAGGCAUAUUACCAAUCAGACACCAAGUCUGAGAACACUGCCUUUGGAAGAGAUCAAACCCAUCUCCUGAGCCCAAAUAUGACCAAUCACUUCAGUGGAUAUUUCAGUUCUAACACUUCUCCUGCUGCUGACUCUGACCCAUCACUUAGGAAAACUCACACUGGGCCUCCAAAUUUGCCUUCUGGAGUGAUGAAUAAUCCCAGAACCUGCCAGAUUGGAGAGGAUGUGGAUGCAGGGCUGAUUUCUGAAAGCAUUCAGCAGGAAACACAUGAGAUCUGCAGCCUCUCCGCCCCUCCAACCAAUGACCUCCCUCUGCCUUCAAAAGUAAUGAGCCCAGAGAGGAUCCUAGCCUUGCAUUGGGAGCUAAGUCACAGCCGAUACAAUAAUUAUCAGACUCUGGCUGCCCCUUCUGAGUCAGCCCUCAGUGGUUCCAGCACACAGCCCUGUCUGGUGGAGCCAUGCCAGCCUACAGGGCCCUGUUUCUCAGAGUCUUUAGCUGGUAGCUCUUUCGAGGAACACCAACAGCAAGAGCGAGGAUGCAAAUGGGGUGACCCAUCAUAUAGUCAGACAGAAAAUCAGCAUUCAGAAGCUGAGCACUGGGGCAGCAGUCCCAGAAAUACCAUUAUGAAUAACACAUGGACCUCUGGAGACCAGCCAGAUGGCUCAACCUCCAUGACUACAGCAGAAAGCCAUUUGUCAAAUGGGUUGUCAGCAAGUCAUAAAGGUCUGAGUCCUUUGGGGGAAGACUCAGCCGUGCUGGAGAGAGCAAGAUCCCUGGCUAUAAAGCAAGAGGCUCCUGCUCCAGUUGGCUCUCUGUGCAUCAUUAAAGCAGUUGGUCAGAAGUGUUUAAUGAUUGGCUGGGAAAGGCCAGUGGUGGAUGAGUUGGGCUGUAGCAACGGGACUUUUGUAGAAGGGUACCGGAUCUAUAUUGAUGGAGAGUUUCACAAGUACCUUGUGAGUUCAGCUUGUACAAAGACCCUGCUGGAGAAUCUCGACCUCUCAGUUCCCUUUAGCAUCAGUGUGCAGACUGUGGGGACUGGUGGUUUAGUUUCAGAGAAGGUGCACAUUGAAUUUAAUCACUGCACAAACAAAGGCACUUCAUCAUCUGGAUACAGAAUCUCCCCUGAUGAGCAAGCCCAGGAUUGCGGCUCUCCUGAGGUGAUUGGAAGUCGAAGAUUAUGCCCACCAGCCUCCUGUAAAGAUGGUCACAUUGGAGGACCAAAGAAGACAGGAAAAAACAAUGCUGCUGCUUAUACUAUGGAUAUUGUGCUGUGGAUGGAGGCUGUAAAGGCCAAUCAAUGCAUGAUUAACAACCCUAUCCACUGA